GACGAAUUCCCGUUUUUCUGUGCCUGUUUUUUCUUCGGCAGAGAUGCUUUCCGGAAUUGUUUUGUUACAGAGUGCCACUUCAGGAACAAGGAGGACGAAUUGCCGUCCGCCGUGCCUGACAUCUGGUCAACGAGCUUCGAAGCUCGACCUCGAUCGGGACGCGUAGCCGCGUCGAGCGCUGCGUCGAUUCUCGCGCUUUGCCCCGAGCAACGGGCAAGCACGUUCACCGUCCUGUCACAUUUUCUCCAUGGCAGAGAUGCCUUUCCUGGCAAGGCUUCUGAGUUGUUUCUCUUCGCUACCGUGUGGCCAUGUCGCUAGGCGGACCUCUCCUGAGUUUUGCGAAAGUUUUCUACUGUUUCCUCUACCUGACAGCAUAUCUCGCUGCGCUAGAAAAAGUCGCAAUCGCAUGCACAGCUUUUUCCCUUCUUUGCUCGAUCGGAAAUACCGUCUUUCUCUUCAUAUCCUUUCCUUGCAGGAAACGCCUCAGUCCCGCAGCUCCCUGCGCGUCGACCGUUUGUUGCACCGCCUUGAUUUUGUGCUGUGCGUACACCACAAGCCGCUGUUGCCGCGUCCGUUCUGCACAGCAUCUCUCCAGUUUCGAAAAUUCUCGUGAGCGGGAAUCUUGUGCAGAACAAUCCGCUGUCUAGGCCGUCGACAAGAAAGGAUUUGCACUCGGAUCAUCGUCGGCAGUCAGCACAGCCGUUCCUGCCGUCGAUACUUCCUCAGACAGACGUCAUCACGUGUUCAACCGCAGAGGCAUCUUGUAUUCGUACGCUGUUUGGUGGUCCAGGGACGACCGUUGAUCGCAUUUUCACUUUGGUUCACCCUUGUGUGACAGUUCCACAGCUCAUAUACGGGCGGCGCUGCUUCAUGUCGCACCAGAAAAAGUAUAUUCUGUAGGUCCGACCUCUUGAGGCCGUCGCGGUCCCAACCCCGUCUCCCAUCUCUGCCCGAUGCAGAACGUAGCUCUGUGUGAACGUGAAAAUUCAGAUAAGGAUUAUUUCUCGGUGAGCAUAGAGUAUGUUUGCAUAUCUACACCAUACAAGAUGAUGUAAUAGCACGUCCUUAGACACGCCGGUUGCCUUUCGUGCGUGUGCGUCCAUGUAUGCGUGAACGUGUCCCCGUCUAGGUUUAGACACUCAGAGGCGGUACUUUUUGGAAUUGUAUCGGUUUUUCAACUUUCGGCCGCAGCGCUGAAGCGCGCGCCUCUUUUGCGGGCACACCCUUUUUCUGUUUCCGUUCUGCCGCGCUGCGGAGAGCCCCCUCACCUGGGUCAUUUCAGGCGGGCGUAGGUUCUCACACAGCUUCCCUUCACCGUUCGACUUUAUCUCGACCAUCUGGGACACGAAUCUCAAACGUGGCGAGCUUCUGCGGCACCUUACGGCUCGUAUCUUUGCUGCCUCGUCAUCUCUUGCUGUCUACGUCUGCGUGAUGCCUUUCUCUCGAAGUCUCCGUGAUCCACCCAGUUAAUCUCCUCAGCCUUCCCUCCCUCAACAGUUUCUUCUGUUCGUUUGUAGCUGUUUAUCGAGUGUACAGGCAGUCGAGUCUCUGAACCUUCCCCGCAUCUUUAUUGUUCUUCUCGAAUCUGUGUCCACGGAACGCUCGCGUUGCUCGAGCCAGGGGCAUUCGACCUCAUCGGUUUUUCUCUUUUUCCCAGGGAAGCAAGUCUUCCGACUCUCUGACUUCUUCCAGAGCUUACAGUCACUCGCUCUCAUUGUUUCGUCUCGUCUCUCUGUCGGCCUCUGUUGUUCGGUCCUCCAGAAGGGCAGUGCAAGGACGUCAAGCGAGUUUGUGUUAUCCGGGACCGAAGGGGAAGAACGAAUUUACAAGAAAGGAAAGGGAAUGUACAGAAGAAAGGGAGUGCGAGAGAGAGGGAGUCGAUCCGACUGUGCUUUCGCAUGAGAUACCUUCGCAAGGCAACAUGGGGAAUGCCUUGAGCAACGGCAUUCAAAGCGGCCUGAGUAUGUGCUGCAGUAAAAAUGUCUAUCAGAUCCGCGUGGCUGGUCCCGCCCAGGCAGGAAAGACAUCCAUCAUCAAAUGGAUGAAGUACAGGCAAUUUUUUAAGCUGGCUCCGACUGAAGGCUUGGAAGUGGACCGCGUCGACUACCCCGACACCGCUCUUGUGAUGUGGGAUACAAGGCAACACUUCGAGGACAUGGUCCGUCCGCACCACCUGGACAUCAGAGGAAUUAUCUAUGUCGUGGAUAGCUCCGACCCCGGUCGGCUUCGAAUCGCCACCCGAGCGCUAGACAGACUUUUGCGCGAUCUCCCCGACGCCAGCGUGCUGUUGGUCUUUGCGGCGAAGCAAGAUCGCCCUGGGGCGAUGUCCGUGGCAGACAUCCAGCAUCAACUGCAACUCCAGCAGUUGGUUGACAAAGAAUGCGGCGUCUUCGCAUGCAGCGCAAAGACCGGAGAAGGGAUUGACGAAGGGAUUGCGUGGCUGGUGCGACAGCUACGGCAACAAGACGGCACCGGUUGCUGCUCGGCAGACCAGGCAAUCCCGUGUUUUCUGCAACAGGUUCCGUCGUGAAGAACAAAAUACGUCUUGGAAGAAACAACGAGGGCAUCUAUGCACUUCGUCGUUUGUGGCGACCGACGAACACACUCUCUUGUCAGAGGAUUUGUUUCCGAUGCUCACUCGGCAAGCGAGGAUCUUUCGGUGGCCGUUGAGACUAGCGGCUAUAUCGACUCGCGCACCGAUUUUUCAGUGGAAAUGCAGGCGGCACCUUUGUAAUCAUUUGCGUUUAUACCAGUACAUUUUGAAUGCUAUGUUUAAGCGCAUCGUAUCGAUUAAAGCGAAGAGAUGCUUUUCUCAAUGCAGUGCCAGUGUGUGUCACUGCGAUUUGUUAGCGCACCGCCCGUUGCCGUUGGCGGGUGUCUCUCACAUUUGAGCCGCAGUUCAGGCGAAACGAAGCAACACCGUGGCGUCAUUCGGCAGUCCACGCGCGAUACGUAGAACAGAUUUGUCUGUGCACUGCAGCAUUCUCUGUCACUAGCUGUUGUUCCCUUCUUCCAUCUGAUCCCGCUCUUGUGUCGCCUCUCAUCAUAGUAGCAAUGCCAUUGCAGUUUGUUUUCGGAACCCCGGGAAAGUGAACGAUGUUGUGCUCUGCUGGAAAUGGUGCAUUGCUGGGUGGUUAUGAAUAAGGCGUCACCUCGUGCAUGUGUGCUAAACGGACAGACGGCGCAUGGGUGGCCACAGGGUGAACAGGCGAGACACUGUUGCAUUUUUCCUGAGAGAGGACCAGAGAAACGGCCUUUUGAUGUGUCAGAAUUAUCUGCAUGACUACGUGAUUAUAGAUACGUACACCUGCCUUUACAUAUUUGCACAUCUACGUUGUCAUAUGAAGGCGAGCGCGUGCAUGUGGUUGAAGGUAGAUGCACAUGGUUGCAUUGCUGCAUGCACUUCCACGGCCAGCUAGAUAGAGCGUUAGACAGACUACCUCUGUAUCCUGUAUGUAAAUACAUUUUUGUACUGGAUAUCUACACAGAUAGCAAUGUCUUCAACUAAAAUGCUGCUGGCCGUACUGAUCUUAUUGACGGGUGAUAGGAAAGGAAAUCGCGGGUGAAGGAGACUUGGUGAAAGACUUUCGAUCUGGAUUUGCUGGCAUUCGUGGAGGUGGCCUUUCAGAAGACCUUCCUCGUAGGAGGCCUCGGAGAGGAACGAUUUAGCAAGCGGGCAGAUGGAUUUUCCGCCUUUUCCCAUGUUUCGUGUAAAGUCAGUAAAAGGGCAAUGUGUAGCACUUGCUGGGUUUUUCUCGUGGCCGUCUUUGGGAUUUCAUUCGGCCGUGAGAAUGGAAGGCUUUGGCGUUUUUUUUCAACGAAUGUUGUGUGCAUUUUGCGAGUACCGCCGCCUGUGGGGGGGUUUCGGGUUCAGAAGGAGGCUUUUCUGCGCAUGAUUUUGAAAAGGUCCCCAAGACCUCUGGUUUGUUGAUUGUUCUAUGAAUAAUUUGCCUUCUGCGGAAGAAGGGUACCUUUUCUUGUACUUACGAGACUGUCAACCGAGAACAGUUCUUUCCCUUUUCUGGAAACCCAUAUC
Messenger RNA from Toxoplasma gondii ME49, 4036 nucleotides. Its product is annotated as ADP-ribosylation factor family protein. Bases 1922 to 2530 code for a protein of 202 amino acids. The transcript is spliced from 5 exons. Gene Ontology annotation, cellular component: Golgi apparatus; cytoplasm. Gene Ontology annotation, molecular function: GTPase activity; GTP binding. The record is from RefSeq and is a predicted model, not a curated record. NCBI's taxonomy places the organism in Eukaryota, Apicomplexa, Conoidasida, Eucoccidiorida, Sarcocystidae. Gene Ontology annotation, biological process: intracellular protein transport; vesicle-mediated transport.